Molecule: messenger RNA, 3978 nt
Organism: Rhodotorula graminis WP1
Lineage: Eukaryota; Fungi; Basidiomycota; Microbotryomycetes; Sporidiobolales; Sporidiobolaceae
Exons: 9
Coding region: 1-3978 (1325 amino acids)
Biological process (GO): regulation of actin filament polymerization; actin cortical patch assembly
Cellular component (GO): nucleus
Molecular function (GO): identical protein binding; cytoskeletal protein binding; ubiquitin binding
Source: RefSeq, a predicted model, not a curated record
AUGGCGACCCACCUCGCCCUCUCGCGCGUCGAGUUCGAGUACGAGGCCCAGACCGACGACGAGCUGUCGGUCUACGAGGACCAGCUCGUCUUUGUCCUCGAAGACGACGACCCCGACUGGCACAAGGUCAAGGUCAAGAACCCCGACCCGUCCGCCCCGGCCCAAGUCGGCCUCGUCCCGGCCUCGUACCUCGUCCCCGUCUCGGCUAUCCGCACCACCACGGCCCUGUACGACUACGAGCCCGCCCUCGAUGCCGCCACCGGCCAGCUCGAGAACGACGAGGAGAUGUACGUUGCCGAGGGCGAGCAGCUCGACCUCCUCGAGGAGGAGGGCGACUGGGUCUUGUGCCGCAAGACGGACGGCACAAAGGGCGUCGGCUUCGUCCCUGCGACCUACAUCGAGGGCGGCGAGGGAGCAGAGGAGGCCGGCGCAGUCGACGGCGACGAGUACCAGCACGAGACGCAGGGCUACGGGCACGCCGAGGACGAGGACGAGGAGGACGACGACACGGCCACUUAUGCCGCUCCGGCGGCGGCAGCUGCCGUCGUCGGUGCGGGCGCCGCAGCCGUCGCCGGCGACAUCAAGACGUGGAGCGUCACGAUGCUCGACGCCAAGAAGAAGAAGAAGAAGGGCACGCUCGGCGUCGGCAACGGUGCCCUCUUCUUUGCGAGCGAGAGCGACAAGACGCCGGUGCAGCAGUACUCGCUCUCGACCUUGUCCGACAUGACGACCGAGAAGCACAAGCACCUCCACCUCACGUUCCCGGCGGCCGACGGCGAGCUCCACUUCGUCAUCGGCGACAAGUCGACUUUCGACGACAUCGUCGCCAAGGUCGAGGAGGGUCGCGACGGCGGCGCCGCCGCUUCCUCGUCCGGCGUUCCUCCUCCCCCUGCCCUACCCGGCAGCAAUGGCGCGGGCGGCGCGCCGGCUCCCCCGCCGCCGCCUCCCCCUCCUCCCGCACCACCCGUCGGCAGCGCCUACAUCCCUCCCCCUCCGCCCAUCCGCUCCAACUCGUCCGCCGCGUCGGCGCUCCCGCCGCCGCCUAUCCGCUCGGCCAAGGCGGCACCGCCCUCGCCCGCCGCCGUCGCGAGCCCGCCCGCCGCACCGACGCCGCCGCCCGUCGCGCGCGCCGUGCCCGCUCCGCCUCCUGCGGCCGCGCAGCAGGGCAACGCGGUCGCGCUGUACGACUUUGAGUCGCAGGGCGACGACGAGUUGAGCCUCGCCGAGGGCGAGAGGGUCGUCUUCAUCGUCGGUGGGAGCGACGACGCCGAGUGGGCCAAGGUGAGGCGGAUCGCGACGGGCGAGGAGGGUGUCGUGCCGGUCAGCUACAUCGAGAUCGACGAGGGCGCCGAGACCGCCGCUCCUUCGCCACCGCCUCCUCCUCCUGCACCCGCCGCACCUGCUCCUCCACCUAUCCGCUCCACCGCCGGCUCGUCCCUCGCCAUGCCGCCGCCGCCGAUCCGCGCCAACACGCGCACGCGCGAGGACGCCGAGGACGCCGAGGUCCUGCGCGCCCAGCUCGAGGCCGACAAGCGCGCGCAGAAGGACCGCGAGCGCCGCGCCGAGAAGGAGCGUCGCGCCGAGCGCGAGCGGCGCGACCGCCUCAAGUCGCAGCCGAGCGCGAGGCCGAUCCCGGUCCCGGCGACGCGCGACGACGUCCCGAGCGACGACGACGACCUCGCACCUCCUCCACCUCUCGCUGCGCGUCCGAGCAAGAGCGCGAGCGGCGGCGGCGGCGGCGGCGGCGACAAGAAGCGCGACAUCAAGAAGCCCAACCUCGCCCGCACGCGCGUGUGGAAGGACCGCACGGGCCAGUUCAAGGUCGAGGCAGAGUUCCUCGGCCUCAACGGCCAGAAGAUCCGCCUGCACAAGGUCAACGGCGUCAUCAUCGAGGUCCCGCUCGAGAAGAUGAGCAACGAGGACGCGACCUACAUCCGCCAGCUCCAGAGCGGCGCCGGCGGCAGCUCGUCGCGCUCGUCGUCGUCGGCCCGUCGCGACGACAGCGACGCCGCACGUCGCGAGCGCCGGGCCGAGCGCGAGGCGCGUCACGCCUCUCGGUCCGAGGCCGUCAAGGGCGUCGUCACCGUCACCAAGCCGUCGUCGGGCAGCAACGGCGCGCCCAAGCGCCGGUCCGACUUUGACUGGUUCGACUUCUUCCUCCAGGCCGGGUGCGACAUGGACAACUGCACGCGCUACGCCCGCAACGCCGACAACGAGGGCUUCGACGAGCACCUCAUCCCGGACCUCGAGGACUCGAACCUGCGCAGCCUCGGCCUCAAGGAGGGCGACAUCAUCCGCGUCAAGCGCCACAUCAAGGACAAGUUCGGCGGCGGCGGCGGCGGCAAGGGCCCGUCGCUCCCGGACAAGGACGGCUCGGCGCGCCCGUCCUCGUCGUCGGCGCCCGUCAGCGACGAGCGCCAGGCGCAGAUCGACGCCGACCACGAGCUCGCGCAGCGGCUCUCGCGUGGCGAGCCGCUCCCGCCGGCGGCGCCGGGCCUGUUCUCGUCGGGCCCCGAGGGCACGCUCAAGCCUCGACGCGGGCGGCGCAACACGGCGGCGAGCGCGACGAGCGUCAACUCGAACGCGCUCACGGCUGCGGCCUCGGAGCUCGAGAAGAACCGCGGCUCGAGCCCGGCGCAGCAGCAGCAGCAGCGAGUCGCGUCGCCGAGCCCCGAGACCGAGACGCGCAAGCGGUCGAGCUCGACCAUUCCCGUCCACGGCGGCUUUGACGACGACGCGUGGGACAUCAAGCCCUCGGCGUCCAAGGCCGCAUCGCCUGCGCCGUCGCCCGCUCCCGCACCGCCCAAGGCGCCGUCGCCUCCUCCUGCACCCGCACCUCUCGUCCCCGCAACGACCUCGUCCUCGUCGACGACCAAGCCCGCCGAGUCCGAGAGCAAGGACUCGGGCCUCACCUACAACGACGGCCUCCUCGCCGGCCUCAGCCUCGGCGCGUCGACCCGCAACAACGCCUCGUCGCCGUCGCCGUUGCAGCAGACGCCGCAGCAGACGGGGUACUCGUCCGCUCGCGGCCCGAUCCCGCCCGUCGCCGCCAACCAGGGCCUGCUCGCGCCGCUGCAGCCCAUGCGCACGGGCGUGCCCGUCGGCGGCCUCCAGGCGCAGAACACGGGCUUCUUCCCGGGCGCGACGACGAUCGGCGUCAUGCCCAUGCACACCGGGUUCAGCGGCGGCAUGAUGAGCCAGCCGACCGGCUUCGCGGGCAUGACGUCGCCGAUGGGCAUGCAGCCGACGGGCUUUGCGCCGCAGCCUACGGGCUUCUCGGCGCAGCCGACCGGCUUCAUGCAGCCCCAGGCGACGGGCUUCAUGCCGUCGCAGCAGACCGGGUUCGGCGGCGGCUUCGGCGGCGGCGGGUUCGGCGCGCAGCCGACCGGCUUCGCGCCUCAGCAGACGGGCUUCGGCGCGCAGCAGACGGGCUUCAUGCAGCCGCAGGCGACCGGGUUCGGCCAGCAGCAGCAGCAGCAGCAGCAGCCGGUCCAGUUCAACCCGCUCCCGCCCUCGUCGUCGUCGGGCCCCUCGUCCAACACGGUCGCCUCGACGGGUGCGACGCACAACGCGCCGACCAACGUCUUUGCCGCCAUGAAGGACGGCACGUUCGCGGCCGGCAAGACGCACCUCCCGCCGCAGGACGAGACGAGGUACGACGCGCUCCGGGCCCAGCCGACGGGCUUUGCGCAGCAGCCGCCUCAGCAGCAGCAGAUGGGCAUGGGCAUGGGCGGCAUGGCGGGCGGGAUGGGAAUGCCAAUGGGCAUGGGAUUCGGAGGAGGGCAGAUGCCGCAGAUGACCGGCUUCAUGCCGCAGCAGCAGCAGCAGCCGUACGGCUACCAGCAGCUGGUCCGCACGCCGUCGUCGGCCUUGGUCCAGAUCUCGCACUUCUUCCCGCCCGACCGUAUUCCCCUGCCCCGCCCAACCCUGUCGCCGCUCUCUCAUGUCAUGUCAAAGUGCUCGGUACCCCUUUCCUGA